Messenger RNA from Marmota monax (woodchuck), 3941 nucleotides. It is a transcript of the gene Ap1b1, whose product is annotated as adaptor related protein complex 1 subunit beta 1. Gene Ontology annotation, molecular function: clathrin binding. Gene Ontology annotation, biological process: vesicle-mediated transport; intracellular protein transport. Gene Ontology annotation, cellular component: membrane coat; clathrin adaptor complex. The transcript has 22 exons. The record is from RefSeq and is a predicted model, not a curated record. NCBI's taxonomy places the organism in Eukaryota, Metazoa, Chordata, Mammalia, Rodentia, Sciuridae. Bases 184 to 3024 code for a protein of 946 amino acids.
GCGCGCUGGCCGCUCACUUCCGCCCGGCAGGUGACAGCCGCGGGGCUCGGAGCGGCCGGCUGCACCGACGCACCGGGUUACGGGGAGGAGGAGGCCGCGGACAUUUUGCUGCCGAGCCGAAUCGAGUCGUGGCCCCGGGAGCCGUUUGGACCUGCGGAGUGUGACCACAGAUAAGGGACCAAAAUGACCGAUUCGAAAUAUUUCACCACGACCAAGAAAGGGGAGAUCUUCGAGCUGAAGGCAGAGCUCAACAGUGACAAGAAGGAGAAGAAGAAGGAGGCGGUAAAGAAAGUGAUCGCAUCGAUGACUGUGGGCAAAGAUGUCAGUGCCCUCUUCCCCGAUGUGGUGAACUGCAUGCAAACAGACAACCUAGAGCUGAAGAAGCUGGUGUACCUGUACUUGAUGAACUAUGCCAAGAGUCAGCCUGACAUGGCCAUUAUGGCUGUCAACACCUUUGUAAAGGACUGUGAGGACCCCAACCCCCUCAUCCGGGCCCUGGCCGUGCGGACCAUGGGCUGCAUUCGAGUUGACAAGAUCACUGAGUACCUGUGUGAGCCACUCCGGAAGUGCCUGAAGGAUGAGGAUCCAUAUGUGCGCAAGACAGCAGCCGUGUGUGUAGCCAAGCUCCAUGACAUCAAUGCCCAGCUGGUGGAGGACCAGGGCUUCCUGGACACCCUUAAAGACCUCAUCUCUGACUCCAACCCCAUGGUGGUGGCAAAUGCCGUGGCUGCCCUCUCAGAGAUCGCCGAGUCUCACCCCAGCAGCAACCUGCUUGACCUGAACCCACAGUCCAUUAACAAGCUGCUGACAGCCCUGAAUGAGUGCACUGAGUGGGGCCAGAUUUUCAUCCUGGACUGCCUGGCUAACUACACACCCAAGGACGACCGUGAGGCCCAGAGCAUCUGUGAGCGGGUCACACCCAGGCUCUCCCAUGCCAACUCUGCUGUGGUGCUGUCUGCUGUGAAGGUGCUCAUGAAGUUCAUGGAGAUGUUGUCCAAGGACCUAGAUUAUUACAGCACGCUGCUCAAGAAGCUGGCCCCGCCCCUGGUCACACUGCUGUCGGCUGAGCCAGAGCUGCAGUAUGUGGCCCUGCGCAACAUCAACCUUAUCGUGCAGAAAAGGCCUGAGAUCCUGAAGCAUGAGAUGAAGGUCUUCUUUGUUAAAUAUAAUGACCCCAUCUACGUGAAGCUGGAGAAGCUGGACAUUAUGAUCCGCCUGGCCUCCCAGGCCAACAUUGCUCAGGUGUUGGCAGAGCUAAAAGAGUACGCGACAGAAGUGGAUGUGGAUUUUGUACGGAAGGCUGUACGUGCCAUUGGCCGCUGUGCCAUCAAGGUGGAGCAAUCUGCCGAGCGUUGUGUGAGUACGCUUCUUGAUCUCAUCCAGACCAAGGUCAACUACGUGGUCCAGGAAGCCAUUGUGGUCAUUAAGGACAUCUUCCGCAAGUACCCUAACAAGUAUGAAAGUGUAAUUGCCACGCUGUGUGAGAACCUGGACUCCUUGGACGAGCCUGAGGCCCGAGCAGCUAUGAUCUGGAUCGUAGGCGAGUAUGCUGAGCGGAUUGACAAUGCAGACGAGCUACUGGAGAGUUUCCUUGAGGGCUUCCAUGAUGAGAGCACCCAGGUCCAGCUGCAGCUGCUGACGGCCAUCGUAAAGCUGUUUCUGAAGAAGCCAACAGAGACCCAGGAGCUGGUGCAGCAGGUCCUCAGUUUGGCCACUCAGGAUUCAGAUAACCCGGACCUGCGGGACCGUGGCUACAUCUACUGGCGCCUGCUGUCCACGGACCCAGUGGCUGCCAAGGAAGUGGUGUUGGCCGAGAAGCCACUCAUCUCUGAGGAGACGGACCUCAUUGAGCCCACACUGCUGGACGAGCUCAUCUGCUACAUUGGCACGCUGGCCUCCGUCUACCAUAAGCCACCCAGCGCCUUUGUGGAAGGGGGCCGGGGCGUGGUGCACAAGAGCCUACCACCCCGCACCGCCUCGAGUGAGAGCACAGAGAGCCCUGAGACGGCCCCUGCUGGAGCCCCAGCUGGUGAGCAGCCAGAUGUUAUCCCCGCCCAGGGCGACCUGCUAGGUGACCUCCUCAACCUGGACCUUGGUCCCCCAGUGAGUGGCCCACCCCUGGCCACCUCCUCAGUGCAGAUGGGAGCUGUGGAUCUUCUUGGUGGUGGCCUUGACAGCCUGAUGGGGGAUGAGCCUGAAGGGAUUGGAGACCCGAGCUUUGGGGCACCCCCAGCAGCAGCAGUACCAGCCAGACUAGGAGCACCCAUCAGCAGUGGCCUUAGUGACCUCUUUGACUUGACCAGUGGUGUGGGCACCCUGUCAGGAUCCUACGUGGCCCCCAAAGCAGUCUGGCUCCCAGCCAUGAAGGCCAAGGGCUUGGAGAUCUCAGGCACCUUCACCCGCCAGGUGGGCUCCAUCUCCAUGGACCUGCAGCUGACCAACAAGGCUCUGCAGGUCAUGACGGACUUUGCCAUCCAGUUCAACCGCAACAGCUUUGGCCUGGCCCCCGCCGCCCCCCUCCAGGUGCAUGCGCCGCUCAGCCCCAACCAGACGGUGGAGACCUCCCUGCCUCUUAACACAGUGGGCUCAGUCAUGAAGAUGGAGCCUCUGAACAAUCUCCAGGUGGCUGUGAAAAACAACAUUGAUGUCUUCUACUUCAGCACCUUAUACCCACUGCACAUCCUCUUUGUGGAGGAUGGGAAAAUGGAUCGGCAAAUGUUCCUGGCCACAUGGAAAGAUAUUCCCAAUGAGAAUGAAGCCCAGUUCCAGAUCAGAGACUGUGCACUCAACGCAGAGACUGUGAGCAGCAAGCUACAGAGCAGCAACAUCUUCACCAUCGCCAAGAGGAAUGUGGAGGGCCAGGACAUGCUCUACCAGUCCCUGAAACUGACCAACGGCAUCUGGGUUCUGGCAGAGCUACGGAUCCAGCCGGGCAACACCAGCUUCAUGCUAUCCCUGAAGUGUCGAGCACCAGAGGUGUCCCAGCACGUCUACCAGGCCUAUGAGACCAUCCUCAAGAAUUGAGGCAUCCAGCACCCACCUAGCCUCCUACCAGCCCUGUCGAAGAGCCGCCGGGGGUAGCAGCACCUCCUCCUCAUGGGAGGGAGGGGGCAGGGCUCCUGGCCAUCCAGGGGGCUCCCUGGCCCUGACUGCAGGGGCCACCAGGUCCUUGGGGCAGAGUGGUCCCCCUCCUGGGGGAGAGCUCAGUGUACCCCAUGCUCUGGUCACCCCUCUUCCAUUGCUGCUCACGUGGGGUCAGGUGAGGGGAGUGAAGGAAACAGCCCGAGUGGCAGUGAAAGCUAAUGCAAGGCUGCAGGGUCCCCUCCUCCGCCUGUGCCUGGGCAUGAGUGUGGCGCUCUCCUCAGGCUCCCAGCUGGAUAGGCCCUGCUGUCUCUCGGGUUGGUGUUAGAGGCCUUCCCACUGCUGCCUCAAGUUGCGUGGACUCUGGCAGCCUGUCCUGGGUAUGUGGGGAGGGUCCCCUGGGUACCAGAAAAGCUGCUGUAUCAGGAUCAGGGGCUCCAGGGUUCAUGGGUGUGACAGGAGCUGAGCUGAGCUAGCCAAGGUGAGCUCUGGGCCUGCACCACCCACCCACCGUCCACAAGUUGGUACCCUGUGACUGCCCCCAUGUCAAGACCACACAGAAGCCCCCAGAGCCCCUGCCUGGGCUCCUGCUCCCCCAGCAGCCAUGUCGUCCCCACCCCCUGCUCUUGAAGACCGUCACUGCCUCGAUACAUUCCUUGGCAUCCUCUUGGGGAGCCCAGGGCAGGGCAGAGACAGGGCCAAGGGAUGGGGCUGCGGGCCUGCGGGUGAGCUUCCUGCCUGGGUUCCUGGGGCUUCUCCAGCAUCGGCUGCCCUCCCCUGCCUCCCAGUCUCAAUGUCUGACAGCGCAUUAGGUUUUCCUGUCUUUGCUGUUUGAUAAUAAAGAGAUUCUGCUUUUGGCA